CGUCAUCAGCGAAAGUUUGUGUGUGUGGCUAACUGGUAUUAUUUAUAUUUAAAUGUUAAUUUUAGACUAAUUCGAUACAAAUUCUCGAAAAUUGUUACCGGAAGGUGCGUGCUGGAGCAGUGACGCACAAUCAAUGCGCUGAGAAUGCGGAAACUUGUAAUCUUUGUACGGUGAAGUCGGGAACGAUGAUGACACUAUCAGAAAAAAAUACAUGUCAACAAAUUCCAAUUAUCUCGAAUUAUAGCCGUGGGAUUGGCGUUCUGUCGUGAUAGAGACUCUCUAUAUAGUUGGCUGAUGGAGUUUAAUCUGUGGGAAUAUAAGCGGGAAUAGUGUAACAGUGAUGGGAAGCGUUUAAUUUCAUUUCCGGCAAAACAUGUCGGGGUAAGCGAAGUUUUGGGAGUGUUAAUUGUGGUAACAACGCGCUACAGCAUGGCGAACCCUGCAAUUGCGGUCGUGUUCGACCAAAACGACAGAUCCAGUUGGUACUUCCGCGACAUGUCGCGUGCAGAAGCAACACGGCUUCUGCUCAACGAGACUGAGAGCGGUGUCUUCCUCGUCAGGGACUCGAGAACUAUACCUGGAGACUACGUUCUUUGUGUCAGGGAAGACGACCGCGUAUCCCACUACAUCAUCAACCGGGUGGUCUCAGCUGACGGGACAACGCGCUACCGAAUUGGUGACCAACUUUUCACCGACAUGCCGGCACUGUUGGCGUUCUACAGACUGCACUACCUGGACACAACACCGCUAGUACGUCCAUUGUCGCAUUCGGCUGUUAACAACGUGUCCCAGCCGCCGAACCAGCCGCAUCAAGUUUUGGAGAUUGUUACCGCGAAGUUUGACUUCCAUGGUAGCGGGGAUGCGGACGACCUGCCGUUCCGCCGCGGCGAACGAUUAAUGGUCAUCAACCGCGACGAGGAUCAGUGGUGGACGGCGCGGAACAACCAGGGCCGGAACGGCUCCAUCCCUGUCAACUAUAUUGAAAGACAUCUGGACGCGACGGGCGCCCCUCUGCCAGUGACGGAGGUGUUGGCCGCCCUGGGCGACACGCCCGCGCCACAACAUCCAAUCAGGAACAACAUGCAGCGGACUCUGCCAGCUUUAGCACGCGUGCGACAAACAAGAAUACCGAACGCGUACGACCGCACCGCGCUGAAGCUCGAAGAGGGUGAUAUAAUCAAGGUGACAAGAAUGAACAUAAACGGGCAAUGGGAAGGCGAACUAAACGGGCGGGUUGGCCACUUCCCGUUCACGUACGUCGAAUUCCUCGACGACGCCAAUGCCACCAGCUAAGUGGUACCAAUAAGUACCGAAAUUGGUACCGUAGCUACAACAAACCAGAAUUGAUACCACAAAUACUGCAAUUGGUACCAAAUGUACCAGAAAUACAGCAGUUGGUACCAAAUGCACCACAAAUAUUGCAACAAUGUUACCAUAUGUUUAUUCAAACUCAACCCAGUGGCAUUUAUAAUAGACCUGGUAACAAGGCUACCUUGAGUAGCCAUAUCUUCAUGAAAACCGCAAUUACAACCUGAGUGACUUCUAAAGUAUAAUAUAGUGAACAUAAGUGAAAAUUAACAGUGCUAUUACCAAAAAAGUGUAGUGUUGUGACGUGUUUGUUGAACCUGACCACAAAGUGGACUACAAUUACCGUCUAGAAGAGACAUUUAUGUGCCACAGACGGGUAAGGGACAAGGAUAUCGAGCCGUAAGCACCCCUAACUAGCGCAAUGUGGGUUACUUACUACCAAAUAUAAUUCAUUGACUUAUUGGCUAAAAACAGUCAGUAUAUUGCACCAAUUCUAAACUUAUUUUAUAUUUAUACCUGCCGUAAGUUGCAGCGUUAAACCUUCCACAAGCGCUGGAGCUCUCUUAACUAUAUUAAAACGUAGUUAUAUAAAAACCGCAAGGCCUAAUUAUAGGUCUCAUAAGAGUCCCAUAAUAGAAGCUUUUAUAUUUAACAAUUAUGAACAUUACAGUUAUUGAAGAGAAGUUCAAUAUGACAGCCAGAUUCUGGCAUUGUGUUUAACAUUAUUGUGGGACCCUUAGCAUCUACGCGCAUCAAGGUUUUUCGAAUUCAAAGUUUUGGCAAAAGCCGACGCUCGCUUGGUGUGUGGAGCUCCUUAGGGAUAAGCUGCAAAGUCGAUAUAAGUAACAUGCCUUUAUAUAUUUCUGUUAUAAACUGGUACUAUACAUAUGUCAUGUAAUUAUACCAUUUUAUAGACGCCUUAAUCCUAUAGUCGAAUUUUUUAUUAGAGGUAACAAACUGACUAGGUAUAGUAGGCAUCAUAAUUAGAUGCCCAAAAUGGAAACAAAGGGAGAAUACCUUGGGAACGUACAGAGGGAGUCAGAGGACAAUAUUUCAAGACAACACUAUUUUUAUUUCACCAAAAUCUAGCAACCCUUUAAAUGUCAGUUUAUUAUCUCUAAUUAAACAUCGGACUGGAUUACAGAGAUUGCUUUCUCUGAAGGAAAAUGUUCACUUACUAUCUCUGGGUUUAUAAAAAAUAGAAAGGUGAACCUGAACGUGUGGUAACGAAUUCGGCUUAUCCUUUAUCGAGCAUAAUGAAACUUAUUGUGUAAUAAAAAAAAUUAUCGCCCACCGAUAUGAUGUUACAUAAUGAUAAAUAUUGUUAUCGACUUUAUAACCGCUACGCUAA
Molecule: messenger RNA, 2659 nt
Organism: Hyposmocoma kahamanoa
Lineage: Eukaryota; Metazoa; Arthropoda; Insecta; Lepidoptera; Cosmopterigidae
Gene: Crk
Product: adapter molecule Crk
Exons: 7
Coding region: 430-1293 (287 amino acids)
Molecular function (GO): protein binding
Source: RefSeq, a predicted model, not a curated record